This is a messenger RNA of Paramuricea clavata, 10077 nucleotides long. The record is from the annotation of a GenBank genome assembly. NCBI's taxonomy places the organism in Eukaryota, Metazoa, Cnidaria, Anthozoa, Malacalcyonacea, Plexauridae.
AUGCGAAUACUAGAAGCUGUUGAACUAAAUAGUUUGAAGUGUCUAGUCCACCUUUGUGAAAUUUAUGAAGAGACAAUUACAAAACAUGGAUCAAGAAAGACAUUGUCCACCUUAAACAUACAAUUGUACCACCGCCGAUUUAGCCUGGACUGGCCGAGCUCUGAUCGUCCUCGAGAAUCUCCUCUUCACCUUAUUGCUAGUAGGCAUUCGGGAUUGGAAGCCAUGAAAAUUGUUGAAAAGCAUUCAAAUUUUAUGGAUCACUUUAUUGAUAAACCAGACGAUAAUCAAUCCACGCCAUUACUUAUUGCAAUCAAGAGAAAAAACGUUGAAGUAGCAAAACGACUGAUUAAAUAUCCGACCAGGAAACCGGAUAUAAAGAAAACAAAUCUGCAUGGGGAAUCACCGAUCUGUGUUGCUGCUCGGACAGGCCAAGCUGAGAUUAUGGCAGAAAUCCUGAAAGAGUGUGAGUACAUGUAUGCAAAGAAAUUUGUAAUGCGUCGUGAAAUAAGAGAAGUGAAAUGCAAUAGCUUGAAAUGAAGCGGUGUCAAAUAUUCCCCGAGCCGACGGCGCGAAGCGCCGUGCGAGGGUACUAAUUCGCCCCGGCUAUUUCCCCCCGGGGAAACGAAAGCAUUAGCGAAGUCUAAAGUUCAUCAAUGAUCGUGGAAGUGGGUUACCGUGAGUCGUUCGGUGGGUGGUCAUCUCACUGAUCCCAAAAUAUGGCUGUUUGCCAGGAAUGAAAAGGCAACAAAUAUAAAAAAUGCAUGUCGGAAAGCUUGGAAAAUCGUUUCACAUAACAAAUUUUUACAAUUUUUACAGUAAAAGUAAACAUUUAUUAUAAGAAUUGAUUUAGUAUGAGAAAUCCUAAAGUGUAGGGCAAGUUUGUUUCAAUUGUUUAUGUAUGACUUUGUAUUAACGUGGACUUUGUUCUUGAUGUUCAAGUCAUUCCUGUGCAUUGUUUGCGAACGUUUCUUAGUUAAAUUAACCUUUGUAGAAGUUCAUUAUAAAAAAGAAAGCAAAUUAUUUUCAUCAGCGUCCUGUACGAAUUAAAUUUAUUUCCUUUCAAGGUGCGAGUAAUAAGUAGAAGCUUCAGUUGAAGAGUUUAUAUAGAUAUCGGCAAAAAGUAGCUGAUUUCAAUUCACAUUUAAAAACGUUUUACGUAGAGUUUCUUUUUGAAUUUUACAUUAAAAUAAAGCCCAUAGAAACCAAAAUAAUAUACCUACUUUAUAAAUUUUAGAAAUUGAUAGUUCUGUGUUUAAAAGUGUUCAAGUUUCAUUUAUUUUUUGCAGCUUUGCACAAAAAUUUUUAAAAAUUGUGAUUCGUGUCGCCAUGACUAACAUAACGUGCAACGCGAGCCUGCGUUCAGUGUUGGCGUAAUUAUGAAUACUUCAUGUUGAAACAAUGUUUGGAAAAUAUAGGCGAGGGGUUGUUGCAUGCAUGUAUUUCUAGUAUAACAAUAGACUUGAAUUUUUUUAUAUGUUUUAGUAACAAUUUAUUAAAAACUAAUACUAAAACGCAUUGAGUCCAAGCUUUUGGACAAACGCGUCCAUCGUCAGGGAAAAAUAUUCUAAUUACACCGUUUAUCCAGCUAAAAUUGUGCAAGUAUAUAUUAUUUGUUCCUGUCGAUCGACACGUUUGUCGGAAAGUUUGGAUAUUAAAAGUAUACGAGGGCAUUUUUAGAGGAACCUGGAAAGCUUGUAUGAGUAUGAUAAGACAAAAACAGAUAAACAAAAACAAGUGACGUAAUGGGCGUUUUAUAUUAUGAUCUAAGGUUUGAGUUUCACUUUAUCUAGAUUCGUCUUUGGAACAAUGGCACGACAGUCUGUUAUCGAACGACGAACUGUAUGGAGAAGGUCAUACAAUACUUUACAUAGCGGCUCAAAGUGGCAGCGCUGAGAUCCUGAAUGUACUUAUGGAAGAACAAUUAGACGCAGAAGUUUUUCUCAAGAAAGAAAAGGAACAUACAGAGUGGGUAAAUUUUGCAUCCAACGUGUUUGCAACGGAAUGUGAAACCCUUGUGAAAGAAAUCCUGCAAUUAGAUAAAGAAAUAAUUACACGUUUGGAUAGUAAUGGAGCAACACCACUCAUGCGGUAUGAAUUAAUUAUGAAAUUAACAAGACUUCCUCGAAAAAAUAUAAGGGUACUUCCUCGCAAGAAUAUAAUUUGUCUUUAAAGUGGUUCUAGCAUGAGAAAAAUGAUGCAAAAAUUAAUUUCGAGAUUCGUUGAAAAAUUAAAAGUUUUAAUCAAACGGUGAUGUUUGUAUCUUGGAGCACCGCCAUUAAAAUGGCCGAAUUGAAAGGAAUAAAUCGAGAAGAGCUCAUGAUGAUGUCAUGAAGUCUAAAAAGCGAAACGCUCAUUUUUGUUAUCAAUUUGUUGAAGUUAUGACAUCAUAAGCUCGACUUAGUCUUCGUCAUUUUAAUGACCGCGCUGCAACAACAAACUUCACACGUUGAUUAAGACCUUUCUUGACAAUUAUGAAUAUCAUUAAAAUCUUAUUGAAAACUUACAGAACGACGAUAAAUCUCGUUCUUAACAUAAAGGUACUCUAUCGGUAACUAUUCGAUUGGUAAAUAUAACACAUGAUGCUGCUCCAGAAGGGUGGCGCCUCACUUCCGGGUUUUUUGUUGCGCGAUAAACAAAAGUAAUUUUACCCUUCACCAGAGCAAUGCAGUAAACAUGACGUUUUGUGAUCUGGCACGUGUUAUUGUUUACUUUUGUCCAAUAAGAAAACAGGGAAAUUGAAGUUUGACACUAGGUAUAUAACAAAGAGUAUUCUAGUAUUCAGAUAAUUCACAUUCAUAAUUUCCCAAAAUUAUUCUAGUAUUUCUCCAGUACUGAUUUGUUUUCAUCUGGUUUUAAACCUCGCUAACUGACAAAAAUAGGCCUACUUUGGGGGCCAAGGUCGCCGUUAUUAUGUGCAACAUUGUGCGACAUUUGGCGACAUUGGCAAUUUUCAAAGAAAAGUAGUGUGCGUCGCUGGGCGAAACUGGGCGACAUUAGGCGACAUUGGACAAAACUGAAUGUUCAGCAAUAUCCAGAUAAUCUCAAAUAUUAUAAUUCACAAAUUAUGCAUCUACAUAAAAAAUACAACAGUAAAUAUCAAAACAUAAUUGGUUCCUGUGGCAAAGAGCACAAUUAGUUUAUUACAAUUAAUAGUUUGCAAAAAUAACAAGGAACAAUUCUCUAACUGCUAGCCUGACAAUUUACUCAAAGUGUAUACCGUAGUACACAUACAUGCCGAGUGCAUGGUACAUUUACAGUAUCAUGGAACUCUGAAUUCUUAAUUAUUAAAUUGACUGGUGUAAACACCUCAUAGAGUUUUAAAACUUGUUUAUUGACUGUGGUAUGCAGUGAUAGAAGUGGACAAGGUGCUAAAUAAAUUUGCUCGCUUAAAUGUAAGCAAAUAAGCUUGUGUUUUAACCAAUCAUAUUAACCUUAAACGUUAGUUGUGAGGCUUUCAACAGUUGCAAACUUUUGAUUAGUAUAGUUUUCUUGUAGUUACAGUAUAAAUUAUAAAGUUAAUAUGUUCAAGUGUACUGUGUACAUCGUGGUGUUUGGUAUUGGGUUUUUUAUUAGUAAGGAAAUAAAUCACAAAAUAACGAUAAAAGUACCUUGUUUGAUGUAUUUCCAGCAAGAAUCAGAUAUAAAUUAAUAAAUAGAAACAAGAAUUGAAUUCACAAAAGUUUAUAUUCGUUAAUAUAAAAAAAUGCUUAAAAGAAAUGGCGGCUGGGAUUUGAGCCCGCAAUACCACGGCACGUCUAAUUUAAUAGCGAGUCUCUACAAAAAUCAAACAUACCGCGGCAAAGCUCAAAAUUUUAAAUUCGCUCUACUUUUGAAUUUAAGUUAACUAUGACAAAGUAUGAAACGUCAUAUGGAUAGUUUUUAAAAAUACUCUUUUGUUUAUGAAAAAAAGGCAAAAAAAAUAUUUCAGCUGUGAGGACCGAUUUUCGCAAUCGAAAAAUGGCUGAAAUUGCGUAUGUUUACUAAAUACUGGUAUCCAAACCCUAAAUCCAAAUAGCCUUAUUAUACUUUCUGCUUAAGAUACAUCACUCCCUCGUUUAUUAAAAGUGGUUUUAUGAUUAUUGAACAACUGAACACAUUUGUGCACAAUAAAGAGCGACGGGUGCUGAUCUUUAUUGUUUGUCAUUGCGUGUAAAAAGUGACAGAUUUCUCCAUUUGCCAUCCUUUCAAAUCUUAUGAGAUUUUGCACAAGCACUAUUGCGAAACUGCCCUUUUCAGAAAUGUAUUAUUUAUUUUGGGCAAAUAAAUUCACACGCUUUGAGAAAGAGUUAACUUUGGUUCAUUAAAUAUGCAAAAAUCACUGUUUGGCAUUUGACCAUUUGCGUAAUAGACUAAAUUUUGAUCUGAACAAGUCUAGACAAAAAUUUCAUCACAGCUUGAAAGAGCAUCACAAAAUUAGUAAUAUUUCCAAAUUUCGUUGCGAAAUGUUGUAAAAUGCGGAUAAUAUAGCCUUGCAAAAUUUGUAAUUUUCAGUCAUUUUAGAUUACAAACGGGAAAUUGACAGCCUCAAAGCGUAUCGGGCUGUCAAUUUCCCGUUUGUAAUCAGUCUAAAAUGACUGAAAAUUGCAAACUUCGCAGGGCUAUAUUAUCCGCAUUUUACAACAUUUCGCAACGAAAUUUUGGAAUAUUGCUAAUUUUGUGAUGCUCUUUCAAGGUGUGAUGAAAUUUUUGUUUAGAUCAAAAUUUAGUCUAUUACGCGAAUGGUCCGAUUGCAUGACUAAAAACCCCUUGAAAUAAACUCGCUUAAAACAGCAUUGUUCUUCGCCUUUAGUUUAGAGAAUUUGAAGAAAACAUAAAUAUGCAUACCUUGAAUGAAAAAAUUUUUAGCUGUUCCACUUUUGGAGUUCAUACCAGGAAUUUAAUAUUGUCGACCGUUCGGUUGUUUACAUCUCCGCCUUAUACAUCGACUCAAAGUUCUUGGAAUCCAAUCUAUCAGAAAUCAGCUAACAAUUCACACAACUUCCAUUCGUGUUCCAUUUACAAUUAUUAAUAUUCUUAGAAACAAAGAGUCAAAAUUAAUGUUGCAGAAAUUCUACUUUAUUUUUAUACUGACAUAUCGAAAAAGCUAAAUGUUUACAUUAUAGGUGGCGGCCGGCUUCCUGUCGAUUUAGCGGAAGUAAUGCCACUGCGAUGUAUUACUGUAAUGUUGUCAUUUCUUUUUUAAUAUUUUUUUUCUAUUAAGUGGAUUAUUGCGAAUUGAGUUUUUUUUUUAUUGCUGUAAUUUACUUUUAUUUACAAUUAUUAAUAUUCUUAGAAACAAACAGUCAAAGUUAAUAUUACAGAAAUUCUAUUUUAUUUUUUACGGACAUAUUGAAAAAGCUAUUUGUCACCAAAUGUUUACAUUAUAGCUGGCGGGCUUCCUGUCGAUUUGGCGAAAGUAAUGCCACUGUGAUGCAUUACUUGUAUUUUUAAUAUUGUUUUUAUGUGGAUUAUUGUCGAAAAAAUGCGAUCCGCACGCCGCUAUGCUAUUGUUAUCAUGCAUAUGAUUAAUUAAUAUCCGUCACGAGCACCCCAUAUUAAACAGUUAAACUUCCAUGAAAAGUCAGCAUAUUGGUAUUUGAACUGACGACUGAUCAGAGUGGUUUCGAAGGAAAUGGCACUCUCUAGACGCUGCUAUUUUGGUCCAAUAGUGGCCACGGAUUGGCACAGAUUAUUCAUUUGAUCGCAGAGAUAUCAAUACUGCAGUAGCAUUGCUUCAGCCAAAUCGACAGGAAGCCCGCAUCAUCUAAUUAUAAAUGUAAAUACUUUUUGAAUAAAAUAUAAUGAAUAAAAUAUAAUGUCUGCAAUAUUAAUCUUGACUCUUUUCUGCAUGGCUUAUUUUUUUUUUUAUUGGCUUAACUAUAACAAUUGUAAAUGGAAUACGAAUGGAGUUGUGUAAAUUGUUAGCCGAUUUCUGUUAGCUGGACUCCUUGAACUUUGAGUUUAAUAUGUAGUUAAGUUAGGGAUAAACUCCAAAAGUGGAACAGCUCAAAGGAACUUUUUGCAUUCAAGGUAUGUAUAUUUAUGUUUUCUUCAAAUUCUCUAAACUAAAGGUGAAGAACAAUGAUGUUUUAAGUGAGUUUAUUGCAAAGGGUUUUUAGUCACGCAAUCGCCAAACAGUGAUUUUGCAUAUUUAAUGAACCAAAGUUAACUCUUUCUCAAAGCGUGUGAAUUUAUUUGCCCAAAAUAAAUAAUACAUUUCUGAAAAGGGCAGUUUCCCAAUAGUGCUUGUACAAAAUCCCACAAGAUUUAAAAGGAUAGCAAAUGGAGAAAUCUGCCACUUUUUACAUGCAAUGACAAACAUUAAAAAUCAGUACCCGUCGCUCUUUAUUGUGCACAAAUGUGUUCAGUUGUUCAAUUAUCAUAAAACCACUAUUAAUAAACGAAGGAGUGAUGUAGCUUUAACAGAAAGUAUAAUAAGGCUAUUUGGAUUUAGGGUUUGGAUACCAGGAUUAAGUAAACAUACGCAAUUUCAGCCAUUUUUCGAUUGCGAAAAUCGGUCCUCACAGCUGAAACAUUUUUUUGCUUUUUUUCAAAAACAAAAGAGUAUUUUUAAAAACUAACCACAUAACGUUUCUCACUUCACCAUAGUCAACUUAUAUUCAAAAGUAGAGCGAAUUUAAAAUGUUGAGCCUUGCCACAUAUUUCUCAUUUUGUUUGAUUUUUGUAGACAGUCGCUCUUAAUAGUUUAGCUUCUAACUUGUACUACUUCGUGUAAGGAAACAUAAUAAUUGAUUAUGGCAGGCCUUGGCGACAUUUUAUAAUAACCUGUACCGUAGAUCUUUCUGUGGUGCGUUCAUUGCUCUGUAUCUUUUGCGAUGAUACCUAAUUAUGAGAUGUCGAUCGUCGUAGCUUGGUCGAAAAGUAAGUAAUUUUAUUUUACAAACUACAAAGUCGUAUUUUGAACAUACUAAAUAAGUAUAGAUGACUUUCUUUAUUAUAACUACAGACGGUACCGUUUCGGCCUUUAGGAUACCUAGUGUUCUUCACUAGGCUAGUGUGAGGUAUUCUGUACUUUAGCACUCGCCAGUUAUCAUGAAUGUAUCCUUGAUAAUAAGAUCUAAGUUUGAUUUCAUAUACAACAUUUAAGAGACUGGUCAUAAUUUAUCAGGGGGGGUGGCGAGGUGUAAUUCAAAAUUGUAAGGAAUGAUAUUUUGUGACCCUGCUUUUCCCUAACCCGGAAAAAUAAUGCCCCCUCCCCCUCUCUUAUGUGAGAAGAACAAAAUGUGAGCAGACAUGUAUAAAACAAUUGAUUGAACUAAAACAGCAGACUCCCUCCCUGCCUUCAUAAACUGUCUAAUAUUUUAUGAACUCCCCUUUUUCCUGGCUAAAAAAUAUGUGACCCCCCACUGUUUCCACCUCCCCACCCCUCCUGCUAAAUUAUGACCAGUCUCUAAUGGCGUGUGAUUGACUAAUUUGACUGAGUUUCACAAAGAAACACAUUGGAGAAGAUAGCCAGAAGGCUACCUUAACAACAUAAUUUAGGUAAUACUCAUUGGAAUGAUGCGUUGUAAUUCCAUAUACAUAUAAACCCAAAUAACCAAGCCUCAUUAGUACUGGUGAGAGAUGGUGCCCUAACAGCACAUGCCCUUGGUGUUUGAUUACAUGUAUUUAUAACAAAAAACAUGCAGGAAACUAACAAAUAAAUAAGGAAUAGGCUAGAAUGGACGACAAACUCAAAGUGCAAAAUUGGGCAUGCUUGUGCGAGAUUAUGCGACAUUAGGCGAAAUUAGGCGACAUUAAGCGAAUAGACUGUUAGGCAAAGUUAAAAAAUUGGGUGCACAUGGGCGAAUUUGGGCGAAAUUAGGCGACAUUAGGCGACCUUGGCCCCCAAAGUAGGCCUAAAAAUGGGGCACUAGCGUAUAAAUAAUAGAGCUUGGGAACAACAUGUGUUCUCACUGCUUGUUCUCAUUUGUUGACUAGUUCGGAACAAAUACUAGUCAAUGUUCCUGCAAGUAACGCGGAAGAAAGCACCAGUUGCUUCCUCGUACAAGUUGGACAACUCAAUCAUAUCCAUUACUGACAACGAAAGAGACCUUGGCGUGUGGCUGUCAUCAAAUUUAACGUGGAAAAAAACAUGUGAACGAGCAGACAGCGAAAGCGAAUAAGAUUCUGGGAUAUGUUAGAAGGAACACCUUGUUUAUUCAAAAUACUGCAGCCAGACGAGCGUUAUACCUGCCAUUGGUUAGGUCGCACUUUGGCUACGCAACACAGGUUUGGUCACCACAGUCAGUGGAACUUAUAAGUAAACUCGAAAGAACACAAAGACGUGCUACUAAAUACAUCUUAAAUCUACCGUUUAGCACAACUGUUGACUAUAAAUCGAGGUUACGGUCUUUAAAUCUUCUUCCAGUAAGCUAUUAGCACGAAUACUUGGACCUCAUCAUGUUUUUCAAAAUCACACAUGGUCUAGUAACGCUAAAUCCCCAAGUGUUGCCAGCUAUCUUCGCCACUCGUAGAGCAACCCGAUCAACCUCGUCAAACAAACUGAAAUAUGUCAUCCCUAAAUGCAGAACUACCUCCUACCAAAAAUCUUUCCUCGUAAGAGCGUGCCGAGUUUGGAAUUAUCUUGCAGAUGAACUGAACCUCACUAAGGAUACUACAUUUCUGUAUUUAAAUCAGAUUUAAUUUGCUCAAGUAUUACUUUACAUCACUGAACAUUAAUUAUAUAUGAUUCUAAAAACUCUCGAAUAUUUAAGAGUAUAUGUCUGAAAUGUAAUGUGUAUUCGAAGCCUGUUACGUCUAAUAUCGUGUUGCAGUUGAACUGUAAAUAAGAUCACACCUGUAACGUAUGUUGUAUGUGUAUAUAUAUAUAUAUAUAUAUAUAUAUAUGUGUAACGAUAGUUUUGUGUCGGGCCCGCAGUAAUUGGCUAUUCGCUGUUGCGGUCACCCAGCCGUGGUCAUGUACCUACUGUAUUUCAUUAUGUACGUCUGUUUUUGUCCUGUCAUGUAAUGUACUGUUUCAUCGGCAAAGUUUAUAAAUUAAAUUAAAUUAAGUUACGAGUAAGCAACUUGUUACCUGCAGAUGAUAUUAGACUUUUUUGCAAAAAUGUGUUGCCAGCCUCCUACCAUCAUCAAUCUUGUGAUAACAAGUUGUUCCAGAGUUUUCACAACAACUGGGAUUGCAUGCUGAUAUUUGCCGACUUCAUGAUGGACUAAUUGUUACAACUUUCUUGCAGGUCUGUGACACUUUGUGCGUUUUUACGUGUGUAACACUAUGGAUAUGCCGUAUGUUUGAAAUGACUUGCGCGUUCACCUUAUAUUGAUUAAUUAGCAUAUCUGUAUUCAUAUUCAUAAGUUUGAUAAUUUAUAUUAUUCCUUUGUAAUUAAAAGUUAGAAAUAUGUGUAGGUUUGGUAUUGAAUAAGCCUAAUGAUUUCAAAUCAAACCUCGUCACAUAAUACUAUUUGUAAAAUUAUAUUUUUUUAUAAGUUAUAUCAUCCAUUAUCGUAAUUUAUUAUAAUUUCAUGCAUGGCUGUUUGACAAUUGUGUGACAAAUUAAAUUCAUUCAUUCAUUCAUUCAUUCAUUCAUUCAUUCAAUAAUUCAUUCAUACUUAAUUUAAAGUGACUCCCUGAAACACGAUUUUUCCCCGAACCAACGGCGUGGAGCGCGAGGGUACUAAUUCCGCCCGGCUAUUUACACCCGGGAAAACGAAAGCCCUUAGCAAAAUCUGAAGUUCAUCAAUGAUCAUUGAAUAAGAAUUGAAUACAAAAAAUUCAAAUAUAUAUAGAUGGCUCUUAUCUCAGUAAUUCCUUCCUCUUCGUUCUUUACAAAAGAAACAAACAUUUUUAUAAGUAUGUCUUUUCUCCACAGGGCAGUUGAAGCUGAUAAACUGGAUACUGUGAUGAUGUUAUUAAGUAUUGAAAGUGGGGAAACAGCUAUGUCAAAGUGUGACAAAAAAGGAAGAAAUGUUUUUCACUAUGCUGUUAAACAUGCAGAAAUCAUUCACUUUCUUGUGAUGAACGUCAAGGUAGGUUAUUAAAUACUUUUACAAGUGUUUUUUAUAGCAAAAGAAGAAAACAAGUCGUUUUUGAGUUUUGAAACAUUGAUCUGUCAUCGACAAGAUGUAGUAGCAGAGGAG